GCUUUGAACACUGCGAUCGGGCAGACCCGAGCUGCUGCCGGUGCCAUCAUGAGUGUGUACACAAAGGACGAUGUCGUCUCCAAGCUGAGAGGGCUUGUCGACUCGCAAGAAAGGAUAAUCUAUCACCGAAAACGUGCAGCCGAAUCAGUCGACACUUGGUUUGAGGAGCUCCGGAAGUGCACCAGCUCCAAAAAGCUGACCAUGCUAUAUCUCUGCAACGAUAUCGUCCAAAACAGCAAGCGCAGAGGCGAGGAGUUCGUGCGGCUCUUUGGGAAUGUAUUGCCAGCUGCCAUCUCGCACAUCUACAGGCAUGGGACCGUUGCCAUCCAAAACAAGACUCUCCGGGUUCUUGGAAUCUGGGAGGAGCGCCAUAUCUAUCCGUCUUCGUUUAUACAAGAAAUAAAGGCUUCUCUGGGGAUUGCUCAAGGGUCAUCCACGCCAAGCCGAAGGGCGUUGCCAACGGCAGUCAAAGCCGAUUCUGAAGAAACCCACCCGCACACUCACUUACUCACCAACAAUUCGCAGCUCAAGGAUGUAGCGAAUGCCCUCGCACUUGCCAAGCAGGCCGAGAAAAGAAAGGACGAAGUUCUCGCGAACACUCCGAAGGAGCUCCUGGAUCCUGGAGAGGGCAUCAUAGUUCAAAUUGACGACCCAACCAAGCAAACAGAGUGCCAGACGCUCUUUUCUGAGAUCAACAAGCGGCUUUCUGAAGAAAUUGAUGCCAAGCAGCGGCUCGUGGGUUGCCUCCAUUCACUCGCCAAGCACUUUGAACUCCAACUCGGUGGACUCGAGAAUAUGCGAUCGGAAUAUCAGGGGAGAGCCGACGCGCUUCUCUCUGCAGCAGCGGGCCCCGUUCUGUUAGAAGGCUAUUCUGAAUCCAGCCCACCGUUCGACCAAAUCCAAGCCACCAUGGCUCUGUCCUCGCUGUUACAAAGCGUCAAGGAGACGACAACUGCAUCCGUACCCUCGGAAAUGUGGUCGACACCGCCGGCAGGCGGGCUUCUCGCUGACCCUGGAAUGCCGCAAGGCUUUCUUUCGCUCUCGCAUCCGGACGAACAGUCGGAUAUUUCGGCACUGGUCGACACAGGUGCCCUCGCCGCGCUUACCCAUGACGACUCUGCGGGUCUUUGUGAGUCUGAAUGGAUUUUUCCAAACCCAGGUCUGUGAUCACAGCUACCCAUAUCUUGACUACUCAGGGUCCGAGGCAAGGCGAAGCAAAGCAAGGCAAAUCUGAGCCAAGACCGGUGAACCCCAGAUAAUGCCAUUCU
Molecule: messenger RNA, 1268 nt
Organism: Polychytrium aggregatum
Lineage: Eukaryota; Fungi; Chytridiomycota; Chytridiomycetes; Polychytriales
Product: RNA polymerase II-binding domain-containing protein
Exons: 10
Coding region: 49-1167 (372 amino acids)
Biological process (GO): mRNA 3'-end processing
Cellular component (GO): RNA polymerase II, holoenzyme
Molecular function (GO): RNA polymerase II complex binding
Source: RefSeq, a predicted model, not a curated record